Trichoderma citrinoviride is the source of this 285-nucleotide messenger RNA. RefSeq lists its product as hypothetical. Lineage: Eukaryota; Fungi; Ascomycota; Sordariomycetes; Hypocreales; Hypocreaceae. The record is from RefSeq and is a predicted model, not a curated record. The coding region runs from base 1 to 285 and encodes 94 amino acids. The transcript has 3 exons.
AUGACGACCCGCGAAGUUGCCGCUCUCAUCUCCCAAUCGCAUCCUGUUCCAUCUUGCCCGGGCCCAGUCACAAGCGCGACAGAAGAGCCGCCGCAGAGCCUACUCGCGAAGCAACGCAAUCUCACGCCGACGAGCACCGAUCCGACGAACGAGCAGAACGCGGCGCCCGUGGAAGAUGCAGACAAGGAGCUCCUUGUGGAAAGAGUUAACAACACGGGUGCUCAGACACCAUCAUCGCUCGCCGCACAGAUUGAACGGGAACAACAACAAAAGUCUUCCACCUAA